CUGAUACCCGCACGCAAUUCGAAGACAGUCAUGUUUUCUCGUCUGACGCCUUCAUGGGGUCGGUUCUUAUCCUCCGGGACUGCAGCUCCGCGGUCUGCAUUUAUGCCGACUAGGAGCGUGGAAGCAGGCCGGAGGUAUUUCACCCGCAAUUCGUGUUUGAAUCAAUCGUCAUCGGCGGCACCAUUCAAUACGCCCCAGUCGCAAAAGCGUAAUGCGUCCACAAUGUAUUACACAAUCAGUUUAAUCCUCGGUACAGUUUCCCUCGCAUACGGCUCCGUUCCGCUAUAUAAGAUGAUAUGCCAACAAACCGGCUGGAAUGGACAGCCCGUUCUUACGCACCGUGCAGGUGACGGCGACACAUCAUCCCGCGUCACGCCAGUGACUGACUCUCGUCGGCUGCGGAUUACAUUCAAUGGUUCGGUAUCAGAUGUACUACCUUGGAAAUUCACACCGCAGCAGCGCGAAGUCCGAGUUCUUCCCGGGGAGACAGCGCUUGCAUUUUACACGGCCACGAAUAAGGGACCGACGGACAUUAUUGGGGUUGCAACAUAUAGUGUUACGCCGGGCCAAGUUGCGCCUUACUUCAGCAAGAUCCAGUGCUUUUGUUUCGAGGAGCAGAAACUGAAUGCUGGGGAAUCGGUCGAUAUGCCGGUGUUCUUCUUCAUUGAUCCCGACUUCGUAACGGAUCCGGCAAUGAAGGGGAUUGAUACGAUUACGCUCUCCUACACAUUUUUCAAAGCGCGAUAUGAUGACAAUGGUGUGCUCAAGGCCAUUCCGGGAAGUUAAUAAGCUUCGGGAAACCAUAACCUGACGAACUGGUUACAUUUGGUUUCUCUGCGGCCGUCACGCAGCCGCCUCUGAGGCUGAAGUACAACCGGCAAUGGUAUGUCUAAUUGACCGAGCAUACAGCACCUGUAUUCAUCUCGAUACCCUCGACAACAUCGACAACCUCGAAGAAUAACCUACCUCCCUCCUCCAAAGCAAGUAUAUGAAUGUACCAUAGCAAGCAGGAUUGGCGUUUUUGAAAUUUGUAUUAUAGCAUACAUAUGUAUAUACUACAACAGUUGAUUUACAUUGUCUCUCAGACGUUGUAGAUCGAUCAUGCCUAAAUUAGCACUAACUAGAAGAUAUAUAUCAGAUUGGAACCCCCCAC
This is a messenger RNA of Aspergillus versicolor CBS 583.65, 1153 nucleotides long. RefSeq names its product cytochrome c oxidase assembly protein. Gene Ontology annotation, molecular function: copper ion binding. Lineage: Eukaryota; Fungi; Ascomycota; Eurotiomycetes; Eurotiales; Aspergillaceae. The transcript is spliced from 4 exons. The coding region runs from base 31 to 786 and encodes 251 amino acids. Gene Ontology annotation, cellular component: mitochondrial inner membrane. The record is from RefSeq and is a predicted model, not a curated record.